Molecule: messenger RNA, 1407 nt
Organism: Dracunculus medinensis (Guinea worm)
Lineage: Eukaryota; Metazoa; Nematoda; Chromadorea; Rhabditida; Dracunculidae
Source: the annotation of a GenBank genome assembly
AUGAAAUUUGUGUUUCAGGGAUGGAGAGAAUUUAAAAAAAUUUCAGAUGGCUUGUUUGGUGAAUGCAGCGAUGGCCUAGUCCCAGUUUUAACAUAUUUCAACGACCUUGAUCCCAUUGAAAUCGAACUCUUAAAUGAUCAACUUCUUCAACUUAAAACAAGUGGCAAUGAUUGGAAAAGCUCUAAAACUCAAUGCGUACUCAUUUAUUUCAAGCUUGCAGUUAUUUUUCAAUUGAAAUACGAUGAAGAUUUUUGUGAGGUUCAUAAUCCAGCCAAUAUUUGGCAAUUACUUCAGAUUGUAAAAUCAUCGUUUUCAUCCAAAGAUUUCCAACGAGUUGGUGAUUAUAUUGAAAACAGUGCGGAGAAAUUGCCGGAUAAUGAACUACUCGAAAGUUAUGUCGAGGAAGUUGCGAGUGAAGAACCGCAAACAGCGAAUGACGAUCCACAAGAAAUAAUUGAGAAUACCGAAGGAAACCAAGCAUCGCCAUCCACAACGGAUGAUAUAGAUCGUAUAUCAGAUUACAUGAAUGAUGACAAUGUAGAUGAAGAAAUGAGCCGGUCGAUCGAUGUUCCCGAAAUUAAUAACGAUGAACAGCUUAAACAGUUUAUUAAAAAAUUCCUAAUGCGUACUGAAGAUGCAAAUUCUGUCGGAGAGGAAGAAGAAAUGGUACCAUUGAACGUAAAUGAUGACGAAGAACCACCACUUAAAAAGGAUAUUGAACAUUUAGGCAAUCCUAAUAUAGGAUUGGAGAAUACCGAACAUAAAAUCGUAAAAGGCAGUGGACCAUUUCAAAAAGUUGAAGCUAAUCGCGUAUACUUAAAAAUAUCAGACGAUCUCAACGAUGAGCAAUUUUAUCGUCUAAUUCAAUAUCUUAAUCAGAUUAUUGCAAAACCAAAAAAUCUCAUUUUUAGCGAUUUCGCAAUUAAUGAUGAUCAAUUGUCGUUCGAAGUAAGUCGUUCAUUUUCUGGACAUCCACGAAGUUUGAAACGACUUGACGCGAUCGCUGACGUUGCUGAAGCAGUUUAUAAAAGAAGAAAAGAUAUUGAAAGCUUAUCGGGUGUGCAUGUUGAUGAAACUGGAAUUGGCAGCGGCCAGGAUUCCGUACCACUAGAAAAUAACAAUAGAGAUGAUUUAUUCAUACCAAUACUAACGAUAUGUGCACUGACGAUAUUAGUAUUGAUAACGGUUAUGGCCGUGCAUCAAUUUCGACAAAUGCAACGAAAUCGAAAUGCGACACAAAUUUCAAAAUUAGCCGAACAAAUCGAAAGCAAAACUUCUUCAACAUAUCAGGUUUAUUUCCUUUUUUUUGUUUUUUCAUAUUUUUCAAAAAAAUAUUUUUUUAAUGAAAUUUAUUGCCUAAAAAUUAAUUCAUUGAUAAAAAAAUUUUCGUAUCUAAAUUGUGAAUAA